AUGAGGACACUGACACCUCUGGCCUCCUCGAGGGGCGGGGCUGUGCGUCACAGAGCAGCCCGAGCUUUCAGGUGUGCCCAAGCCCCAGAGAAUCCAGAGGCCAGUCGGAACCUUAAGGCCUGCCUGAGCUGCCCCGAGCUCCUGCAGCGGGCCCUCUCCCGGCAUUUUUUGGCUCCUUUCCGGAAAUCUUGGGAGCCGGCCGGGUGGGAAGUCGAAGUGGAGGGUCCAGGGGAAGCUGGAGCCAGGAUCUCGGCCUCGGGCUCUGAUGUCGAGGCCGGGAUCCAGGCCUCGGCAUCAGCCGACGCCAAAUCCAAAGGUCUAGUUGAAGACUCAGGCGGACCACCUUUGACCGAUCAAUCAGCAGUGGCGGCGGCGGCAGCGGCGGCGGCGGCGGCGGCGGCGGCGGCGGCGGCCUCGGCCAGGCCCACCGUGGUGACCCAUUACCAUCAGACGCGUACCAAGCCAAUAGUCAUAUGCCUGAAAGCCCUGAUCUUUACUCACACAUUCUUCUUUUGGGUCCUAGGCAUGUUGAUACUUCUUAUCGGCCUCUGGACGAAGGACUACAUUCAAGACUUCUUUUCCCCAUUCGUGGAAAGGUCCUCUAGACUCGCAUACGUGACUUUGAUCAUCCCUGGAGGUAUCUUUGUGGCAUUGACCUUCUACAGCUGCUUUGCCACCUCCCGCACUUCAUCUUGCUUGCUCAAGUUGUAUGCCUUAUUUCUGAUUAUCCUCAUUGCGGUGGAGCUGGUGCUUUUUUCUGUGGUCGUUGGUCGCAAGAAGGAGAUAAUGGAGUCCAUGAGGGAAACUUUGCAAAGAACUGUGAAGAAGUAUCAACCCAGAGACCAGACCAGAAGUCGUGCCUUGGACGGAUUCCAGAGAAGGUUCAAAUGCUGUGGUGCUGAUGGCGUUGCAGACUAUGAUACAACCCAGUACUUUCAGGAAGCGAGUUUUUUCUACCCCGAAAGCUGCUGUGUGGUUAUUGGCUGCUAUUUUAAUGAAAGGAAGGAUAAAGGACAUCAACAUAAAGAGGGCUGUUUUGCAGUAUUUGAAAAUCUCAUAAAAUCUCUGGUGGCCAAGAUGUCAAAUUUUUGCUUAGGCCUUUGUUGUUUCCAGGCGGUGGGUAUACUUCUGGCCGGCUUCCUGUCCUUUGCCAUCCCGAGUGCCCAGUAUGAGAUCGUGUAAGCUGGACAAUGACAAUUCAACACCUCAGACCCAGCUUUAGGAUGUUACUCUCGGCUCUUUUCCUUUGGAAUGACCUUCACAGCCUUCAAUGUGCAAACCGCUGAAAAGUUAUCUGAAUCAACUAAGGUGAUGAAGAUCUGGCAGUUCUUCUGAGUCCUCCACCACUCACCUUCCCCAAUGGGGCUCUUGGAGGCUAGGGGAAUCAUUAAAAAUCAUCCUGAACUAACA
Molecule: messenger RNA, 1410 nt
Organism: Monodelphis domestica (gray short-tailed opossum)
Lineage: Eukaryota; Metazoa; Chordata; Mammalia; Didelphimorphia; Didelphidae
Gene: TSPAN6
Product: tetraspanin 6
Cellular component (GO): plasma membrane
Source: RefSeq, a predicted model, not a curated record